Chrysochloris asiatica (Cape golden mole) is the source of this 2094-nucleotide messenger RNA. RefSeq names its product mitochondrial tRNA translation optimization 1 (gene MTO1). NCBI's taxonomy places the organism in Eukaryota, Metazoa, Chordata, Mammalia, Afrosoricida, Chrysochloridae. Gene Ontology annotation, biological process: tRNA wobble uridine modification; tRNA methylation. The record is from RefSeq and is a predicted model, not a curated record. Gene Ontology annotation, cellular component: cytosol. Gene Ontology annotation, molecular function: flavin adenine dinucleotide binding.
AUGUUUUCCCUCCAAAGCUGUAGUCUCCGGGUCGCGAGUUCUAUCACCAAACAGCACCUUUCAUUGGCCCGGCUCAGCGGUGGGAGCGGGACGCCCAGGUGUCUGCACUUCGACGUAGUAGUCAUAGGCGGAGGACAUGCCGGGACUGAAGCAGCCGCUGCCGCCGCUCGGUGUGGUUCUCGGACGUUACUACUGACGCACCGCCUGGACACUAUCGGUCAGAUGUCCUGUAAUCCUUCCUUUGGGGGUAUUGGAAAGGGGCAUCUAAUGAGGGAAAUAGAUGCCUUGGAUGGCCUGUGUUCUCGCAUUUGUGACCAGUCUGGUGUACAUUACAAAGUAUUAAACCGUCGUAAGGGACCAGCUGUGUGGGGUCUAAGAGCUCAGAUUGACAGGCAACUCUAUAAACAGAACAUGCAGAAAGAAAUCCUGAACACACCACUGCUUACUGUUCAGGAAGGAGCUGUAGAAGAUCUUAUUCUUGUAGAACCAGAGCCUGAACACACUGGGAAAUGCCGUGUUAGUGGCGUUGUUUUGGCGGAUGGAAGCCAAGUAUAUGCAGAAAGUGUGAUUCUGACUACCGGCACAUUUCUGAGAGGCAUGAUCAUAAUUGGAUUGGAAAUGAAUCCAGCAGGACGUUUAGGGGACCAGCCUUCCAUAGGGUUGGCUCAGACUCUGGAGAAGUUGGGGUUUGUGAUAGGGAGACUGAAGACUGGGACUCCACCCCGAAUUGCCAAAGAUUCCAUUGAUUUUAGCAUUCUAAACAAGCAGAUACCAGAUAAUCCAUCAAUACCAUUUAGUUUUAUCAAUGAGAGAGUGUGGAUUAAGCCUGAAGAUCAGCUACCAUGUUACUUGACACACACCAACUCUAGAGUGGAUGAGAUUGUUCUUGAGAACCUUCACCUUAAUAGUCACAUUAAAGAAACUACAAGAGGACCCCGAUACUGCCCCUCUAUUGAAUCAAAGGUUUUGCGUUUUCCAAAUCGCGUACAUCAGGUUUGGUUGGAGCCUGAAGGAUUGGAUUCUGACGUUAUCUACCCUCAAGGAUUAUCUGUAACACUACCAGUAGAGUUACAGGAGAAAAUGAUCACAUGCAUCAGAGGCUUGGCGAAAGCUAGGAUGAUUCAGCCAGGCUAUGGUGUUCAGUAUGAUUACUUUGACCCCCGUCAGAUCUCUCCCUCCCUCGAGACUCAUUUGGUUCAACGGCUCUUCUUUGCUGGGCAGAUAAAUGGCACCACUGGUUAUGAGGAAGCUGCAGCUCAAGGUGUGAUAGCUGGAAUCAACGCCAGUCUUCGGGUUCGUCGCAAACCUUCUUUUGUCAUUAGCCGUACAGAAGGUUACAUAGGUGUCUUGAUUGAUGACCUUACCACUCUGGGCACCAAUGAACCAUACCGCAUGUUCACUAGCCGAGUGGAGUUCCGUUUGUCACUGCGCCCUGAUAAUGCGGACAGCAGGCUCACAUUUCGAGGCUAUAAGGAAUCUGGCUGUGUGUCCCAAAAGCGAUAUGAGAGGGCAUCUUGGAUGAAGUCUUCUUUAGAAGAAGGCAUUUCUGUGCUGAAAUCCAUUGAGCUUCCUAGUGCUAAAUGGAAAAAGUUAAUCCCAGAGGCUCCUAUAAGUAUUAGUAAAAGUCAGCAUCUCAGAGCUCUAGAUGUUUUGAAAUAUGAGGAAGUUGACAUGUCAUUAUUGGCCAAAGCUGUUCCAGAGCCCUUGAAGAAGUACACUGAGUGUGGAGAGCUAGCUGAAAGACUGAAGACAGAAGCCGUUUAUGAAACAGCAUUGUUCCGUCAGCAACAAGAAAUAGAGGAAGUUCAGCGAGAUGAAGCUCUCCGGCUACCAAAAGAUUUAGAUUAUUUGACUCUCAGAGAUUUAUCUUUAUCCCAUGAAGCUCGAGAGAAACUACAUUUCAGUCGCCCACAGACGAUCGGGGCUGCUAGUCGUAUACCUGGAGUGACACCUGCUGCCAUCAUCAAUCUGCUCAGAUUUGUGAAAACCUCUCAGCAAAGACAAGCUGCUAUGAAUGAAUUACCUAAAACUGAUCAAUACUUAACGGAUGCUGACCCGCUUUAAGAGAAAGAGUUAAUAGCUUUCUGUUCAUAG